Molecule: messenger RNA, 2558 nt
Organism: Saccostrea echinata
Lineage: Eukaryota; Metazoa; Mollusca; Bivalvia; Ostreida; Ostreidae
Product: WD repeat-containing protein 93-like
Exons: 22
Coding region: 122-2443 (773 amino acids)
Biological process (GO): electron transport chain
Molecular function (GO): protein binding
Source: RefSeq, a predicted model, not a curated record
CAUUUCCGGUAGAUUGUUGUGGCUUAGAAACGAAAAAAAUUAACUGUAAUGACUUGAAUAAGGGAACCAAAAGCGUGACUAUACAAUCAAGAUUUUUUUUGCAUAACACUACAUUACUGAGAUGCCUGUUUACAUUAGAAAGAACGUUAAUUUUACUCCGCCAUCAAUCGACAAGUUCCCUUUGGAGGAUGACGAGGACUACAUCACAGAUCCCGAUCAACUGGUCGAUAGACUUCCACAGCCAUAUCGUAUGAUAGACAAGGUUCUUACACAGUGGUAUGAUGAAGUAUGGGAAAUCAUAGAGAAGCGUGAAAAUGAGCGUUUAGAGGAGAGCCGCAGAAUCCGCCCGCCACAGUAUGACUGUUCAAAUCAAAUGAAGAGUCAUGGAAGGGCCUGCUGUAUAUGUGACAGUGUUGAUGGACGAUACAUUUUCAUUGGACUUCCCCGAGGAUUGGCAGCAGUGGAUUCAUUGACACAAGAAAGAAUAGCCACUUGGGAGGAAGAGAGUGUUGAUAUACACUAUGUGAAGGCUUAUUUAAUUGGUGUUCAGGUCUAUCUAGUUACCACCAUCGAUGAUAUGGGUUUUGCACGAUUGUUCAUAUUUGGGGGUGACAAAUUUUACUUCGUAAAGAUUUUGAACGAGUUUCAGAGAGGUAGAGGCGGGGCACAUAGGCCUAUUUUCUCUAACCCCGCUCAUGCAGAGGGUGGAACAAAGCUGAUCAUAACUAAGUGUGAGGCAUCAAGAAAUGGUGACUAUCUCGGCGCAGUAUUUGAAAAUCCAGAAACAGCUGAAGUAUGGCUGGAGGUUUACAAACUUCCUAGGGAUGCGUGGCUGAGUGAGUUAGAAUCAGUUCUAGCACAGGCAAAGAAGGAAGAAAAAACAGAGGAUCCUCAGGAACAAGGUACUGAACCUGUAGCCACAACAGAUGAAGAAGCCCCCACUCAAACUGAAGUGGAUCCUUCCCCACCUGUUACCCAGCCCAGAAAUCGCAGUAUUAGUCGAACAUCAUCUAGGCAGUCUGUUAACAUGGCGGCUUCUAGUCAAGAAGAGAGUCAUGGAGAGAAACAGAUGCCUAAAUUGUCCCCUACCUCUGUGGUGAUGAAACUUAAACCUCCUCCCUCCAUCUCGGAACUUAGACAAAAAGGUAACACCUCCUCCUCAGUGUAUUCAGCUUGUCAGAAAGUGGAUGCAGGGGAGGUUAUCGGUACAGGUAUAAAUCAUAUAUUAACUCCCAGUCACAAAGAAAUGAGGAAAGAAGUGUUUGCUCAUCUCCAUGACAACCUUAUUGACUAUUUACCAAAGGAAGAGGAACUGGAAUCACUCGAGGAUGUCAAUUUCCAUUUUAUGACAGCUGGGCGAUUGGUUCCCUUUGGUCUGGAACAGCAGAGUCAGAUAGGCAAUGAAGAUGAACUAAAGAGAUUGCCAACAACUAUUGCUGUGUGGUGGAAGGGAUCCACACAUAUGGUACAUUACUCAUUGCUCAAACAACACAAAGAUUUUGAGGUUAAGCCUGAUUUAGUCUGGCCAUUUACUAGCCCUGUGACCUCAUCUUCCAUCAGCGAUGAUUCCUCCUUAUUGGCUGUUGGAUUUGAAAAUGGGAAUGUUGUGAUCUGGGACAGAUAUUUAGGUAUACAGAGAGGAGUUGUUAACAUUGUGGACCAAGUUAAGAUUGCACAGCUGAUCUUCUUGGAUCCCAGUAUCUGUCCCCAGACAGUGGAUGAUUAUAAGCCAUACAGAACUAAAUCCUCCACCUACUUGUUGAUUCUGUGUGACAAUGGGGCUCUGUUUGUUAUGAUGACGGGGCCUGGUCUGGAACUAGACCCCAUCUGUGUCACACCACGAGUAGAGAAAGAAGAUGAUAUAUUUACACUGGUGCAGCCUGUACAAGGAAUGCAUGAUUUGCUAAUAACAAUCCUGAAAUCUGGGAAAGUUCAAAUCAGAGAUACUCUACAAGGAAAGGUUCUUUGUGAACCUGUUCUACCAAAGUCCCAUGAACUUAUGACCCCCUGGGACCCUGUUGUUGCUGUUGGAGCUAUGGGGCAACUUUUGUUUCUGAAAGGAAACAAUAAGGACUAUGGAGAAGAGGAAGGAGGGGAUCAGUCGGAGAGUGCGGGGGCAUUAUUUGUAUAUCAGAUGAGAUCCUUCCCCUCCCUAGACUCCUACAUGACCAAAAAGAGGGACAAAGUACAGCAGACUGUCCAUGCUAAAAUAGAAAAUAGGAUUGAAGAAUUGAUGAAAGAAAGGAUUGCCAUGCAGGGUCUCAGAAAAUCCCGAAUGCAGGAGAGGUGGGGGAAUUUAAAGGAGGAAAUCUGGAGCAUUCUGCAGUAUAAGGAUGAGGCAGAGAAAUUGGCAGACGUUAGACCUGAAGUCCAUUAUAAGUAUGUGAGGAAUUUCUCUCAGACACCAGGAUCAAUGGGAUGGUCGCCAUUUUUCCAGAAAUAACGAUUAUGUGUUUGGAGAUAUUUUGGUUUAUGACUUUUUAACCGAAUUUUCCGUCCAGUGUGAUAUUUCUUUAUUUAUAAUUAUCUGUAAAUAAAUUGAUAAAUUUUCCUCGCUU